Messenger RNA from Aspergillus niger, 318 nucleotides. RefSeq lists its product as uncharacterized. The record is from RefSeq and is a predicted model, not a curated record. The coding region runs from base 1 to 318 and encodes 105 amino acids. The transcript has a single exon. NCBI's taxonomy places the organism in Eukaryota, Fungi, Ascomycota, Eurotiomycetes, Eurotiales, Aspergillaceae.
AUGAGACGGCCUACUAGCCGUGGCGACUCAUCAAGGAAAGGACAACUUGCUGAACUCGACAAAGCGAUUCUUGAUCUCGAAUCACAAAAAGUGGAUGAGUCGAUGCAGGAAGCUAAAAUAGAAAUAAGGCAAAGAGAAAAGAACAGAACAAAUGAGAUAUUCCCAACUACUCGAAAGAUUUGGAAGUCCAUCUAUUCAUGGGGCCAGGAAGUUCAAGAGCAGAUGACCGACGUUGACGAGGAGGAAACCUCUGACCGUGAUGUCGGGGAUCCUAUGUUCUAUGUUUGCAAUUCUUUGUAUGAGUCUGCGCAGCUCUAA